AUGUAUGACGAGUGCGGACAAAAAGCUUACGCCAUGGUCCAAGGGUCCGCUUUCAGUUGUGAGGCGAUCUAUCCAUCAUUUAAUGCGUCUCGCUGUAUUGAUGAAAUCAAGGCUUUCAAGGAGAAUAUUGUUAAGGAAAAACCGGAUUUCGGCUUCAUGUUUUCCAGAUUCAUGUCGAUUGGCGAUCCUCUCGAUGGAAAUGAUACCGAUAUAAUUAACGAUGAAAUAUACAAAAUAAUGAAAGCGAAUCUCGAUUUUUAUGUGAAAAAUAUAAGGAAGACUCUUUAUAUUUUGGAUGCAAUACCCCGAGUUAAACGAUUGAGCACGAGAAUAAUUGCAUCGAAAUUAAGAGAUGGAGUUUUUCAGAAAAUCAUUGUCGAUCAAUAUGGCUGGAAAUUGGCUCGAAAACGAUACGAGCAAUUAUUCAAAGAUUGCGGGCCAAAAUGCGUCCGAAUCGACUAUUUGCCAAUAUUUUGGAAUAAUUCGACGCAAAAUGUUCGCUAUUUCGACGAAAACGGAUUGGAAUAUCAAAAUGGCGUCAAUCAUUUGUCGCCGCGCGGCUUGGAAAAAAUUAGGCAUAUUUAUACGGAAAUUUGCAAUAAAUUAUAA
Caenorhabditis bovis is the source of this 609-nucleotide messenger RNA. Lineage: Eukaryota; Metazoa; Nematoda; Chromadorea; Rhabditida; Rhabditidae. The record is from the annotation of a GenBank genome assembly.